Molecule: messenger RNA, 2393 nt
Organism: Sardina pilchardus (European sardine)
Lineage: Eukaryota; Metazoa; Chordata; Actinopteri; Clupeiformes; Clupeidae
Exons: 3
Coding region: 24-1700 (558 amino acids)
Source: RefSeq, a predicted model, not a curated record
UGUCAUACAGUGUAGGUGGAGCGAUGGCGGCACUGCUGGAGGCUGCCCUCGCGGCGUGCCUGUGCAAAGUGGGCCUUAGCAUCCUCUGGCUCGGCGCGGUCCGAGGAGGAGGAUCCCUGAGCUCGGUGGGGCUGUGCUGCGGCUGCCUCCUGCUCCUCACCGACCUCGCUAUCGCGCUGUUCCUGGCGCUGCUUCGGCUAGCUGACCCCUGGCUGGUGGCCUUUCCCGUCUCCGCCGAUGUCAUCGCUCUCCGCUUCCUCCUCUUCCUCACUCACACCUACUGGGGCGUGAUGCUGCUCACCAGCCCUCUGGUCGCCCUGGAGAUGGCCUUCCGUCUCCGCGGGCCCCACCUCAGAGGGACGGAGGGAGAGGGGGAUGGAGGGGAGGGUUUACAGACGAGGGGAGAAGAGCGGUGCACGGCUCCUCCGUGUUCGGAGCGAGGGGAGACGGACAACGGGAAGGCGCCGGUCGCUCGAGCCGCCGCCGAGAGAGCGGAGCAGUCAGAAGGGGACGAUUCUUCGGCGGCUGUCCUCGCGCACGUCGCCUGCGUCAUGAGCUGCCUGUUGGCAUGGUGCGUCUCUGGGCUCCGCGCCAAACACCGCUGGCACCUGGACGUACCCGCCGUGGAGCUCUGCCUGGAGGAAGACGCCGGUGGCGGCGGUGGUGGUGGUGGCGGCGGUGGCAUCGGCAUCAGCUCUCUCUGCCGCUGUCUCCCCGGGCUGCUCUCUGUGGCCUGGCCAGACGUGGGCGAGCCCCUCUGGGGCCUCCUGGCCGCCGCGCUCCUCCUGGGGCUCCACGGGAGCCUGCGUCUCCUCGGCCUCAGGCUGGACGCCGAGCGCGACUGCCCCGAGAGGGCCGAGGCUUCCCUGGCGGACGAGACGGACGAAAGAAGAAAACGCUCAAACGCGGACGCCCAGGGGCGAACGCACACAGACUGCGCAGGCACGACGAGCGCAGAGCUUUCCCCGGAGGGGAAGAGGGAGCGGGAGCUAGAGCGGGAGCGGGAGUCUGCAGCGAACACGGAUGUCCGAGUGCAAAUGCAAACACGACCCGCUUCCCGUGCGCCCGUUAAUCCCUCCGGUGGCGUCUGGACAAAUGGCCUCGCUGUUGACACGGAAACAACAAUCGACAGGUGCCGCAUUCUCAGCGCCGGGCGACACCAACCGCCUUGUCCUCAUGGAAAGUGCCACCUUUCAUCUGCUGGCUUUGUGUCCGCGCCCGACAGGUGCGGGUCUCUAAGCGAAGGCGAGAGGGCGGUUAGGCAAAUGCAAGACAAACAACUGCCGCCAUGUCGACAGCACCCUCUGCGUCAAAGCCGAGACGUGACGGAGAAUACGUGCUUCACGCGUACAGCAGCACAGUCGGACAGUGGCAGGACUCCGUCUGACCCUCAGUCCCAGCAGCAGCAGCUGCAGCAGCGAUGGCUCCAACACUGCUGCCAGACGAGGGCUUUCCAGGGGGGAUCCCCCAGCCCGAGGGGCCUGCUGAUAGCGGCACUGGUGUGGGGGAUCUUUAUCUGCCUCGUCCCUCUGGCCCUGGGCUUCAGUGUCUUAGUCAUCCGACACACAGAGACUCUGGUUUUGUUUGGGCUGAAAGUCCUCGGGCAGGCCCCGCCACACGACAAACACACCGAGUCAACAAGGACAGAGUGUACACAGGGUCAUGAGGGUGUGUGUUUUCGUGUUUGUGAGUUACAGUAAUGUAAAAAAAGAGGUGUGUAUGGAAUUGAGUAUAUGUAUGUGAAAGAUAGCAGUGACCGCACCUUAAUGUAAACAGUCGUUUGUCUGUGUUUGCUUGUUCAUGUUAGAUAGUGUGUGUGUGGUUAUGGUUAUGGUUAUGGUUAUGGUUAUUUAGCAGACGCCUUUGUCCAAAGCGACAUACAAAUAAAUAACAAUACAAUUAAAUAACAGUGAACAAUUACAAAAAGGGAGAAUAGCAAUAUUAUCAAUAAAACAAUCAAUUAAGCACUAACCUAAUGAGAAAUAAAAGUGUGUGUGUGUGUGUGUGUGUGUGUGUGUUAAUGUCAAAGAGUGCGGUGUAUGUGUGUGUCUCGGUGUGUGUGUGUCUGUGUGUUACUUGAAACGAAUGUGUGAAUGAAGACAGCUGGUCUGUUCCCACUGCUGGAAUAACAAAUAGGUGUUGGGAGUAACAGAGAUAAGGGUUUAUGACCUGAAGCCAUUAAAACAUGCUUUGAAUAAGCAUCACCAUGAUAUCAGUGAUCAGUUGUUUACAUCAAGAGUGUGUUUUCUGUCAAACCAGUUUUCAUAUUCCAUGUGAAAUGUUUGACUUCAUGACUGCAGAGCAGCAUUCGCGCAGCUUUGUUUAUGUAGGAAAUAAAGCUGAAAGGUUUUAGUUGCAUGUUAUUUUUUACCCCUCUCUCCUUAACGCUUUUC